AUAUUAUGUGAAUCUUUGUGCUGUUUGUUCUUUAUAUCUGCAUAUUUGAAGUUAUUCUUCACUAAUUCGCAAAAGGGGCGAGACUGCGUUUUAAUCCGAGUGCACCUGCAAUUUCAACUCGCAAGAACUUGGAUUGGAAGGUUUCAACCGCGGCGACGAAACCUCAAAUGUCCCCAAUACUUCAUGUUGUCUUAGUCAGAAGUCACACCAGACCCAUUCCAGUCAAAUUUCAAAUAAUUAAAAUAGUCAGAAACUCAUGAGAAUGGUUCCUCCCAUUGGCUUUUAAUAAGCCUGCAGUUGACGAUCACAUUAUUCAUUUUACUUUUGCCAUGGUUUCCUCAAGAUUAAUCAGAUUAUUGUUCCUUUGUACACAAAUUUUGUUACUCAUCAUCAACGUUAAUUUCACUGAAGCCCAGCUUGAACCCCCUGGACUUUCAGCAUUCCAGUGUUCUAACGGCAAAGGUAACUACACCACUGGCAGCACCUAUCAAACAAACCUCAAAAGCCUCCUCUCCACCUUAUUCGAUGCCAACAACAACAACGGCUACGGCUUUUACAAUUCCUCCCUUGGCGUAAACAACGACAGAGUUUAUGCAAUCGGGCUCUGUCGAGGAGAUAUUCCAAAGGAAGCUUGCGGUAGCUGCCUUACUGACACUGCAAAAGGUCUCAUGAAUAAUUGUACCAACCAGAAGGAGGCAAUUGAAUGGUUAGACAAUUGUAUGUUACGCUACUCAAACCGCUCCAUAUAUGGCAGAAAGGAAAUUAGUCCGGCUUACUACGCUUGGAAUCCAUCAAAUGUAUCCACGGGCUUGGAUGCGUUCAAUCAAGAGGUCUCUACCUUACUUAAUGGACUACGACAAAAAGCAGCAACGGGUGGUGAUCUUCGUAAAUUUGCAACAGCAAACACAAGCAUUCCAAGUUCUAAUCUAAAAAUAUAUGGACUUGUUCAGUGCACCCCAGAAUUAUCCGAGCAAAGUUGUAUUGAUUGCUUAAAUUAUGCUUUCAGAGUGUUUGAAUCAUGUUGUAGUGCAUCAAUUGGUAUGAGAAUUAUGACACCAAGCUGUGGCGUAAGGUACGAAAAUUACACCUUUUUUGACGUUACAACCGAGACACCAUUACCUACACCACCGGCCGAUACUGCGAUUCCGGGAGGAAAGAAGAGUAAUACCUCUCGGACUGUCAUCAUUACGGUUGUCACAGUUGUUUCCGUGGUACUAAUUAUAUCGAUCUGCAUUUAUCUGAGAGUGAAGAAGAUGAAGGGAAAACUUGGAGAAGCAGAUGAAAUUCUUAAUACAGAAGCCUUGCAGUUCGACCUUGCCUCCAUAAGAACGGCUACAAAUAACUUUUCUGAAGCCAACAAGCUUGGACGAGGUGGAUUUGGUACUGUUUACAGGGGUAGGCUUUUGAACCAAGAAGAUAUAGCGGUUAAAAGGCUUUCUAGAGAUUCUGCACAAGGAGAUAUAGAAUUUAAAAAUGAGGUCACAUUAGUAGCCAAACUUCAACACCGCAAUUUAGUAAGGCUUCUUGGUUUCUGCUUGGAAGGAAACGAAAGGGUUCUUAUCUAUGAGUUUGUCCCUAAUGCAAGCCUCGAUCAUUUCAUAUUUGAUCCAAUCAAGCGCGAACAUUUGGACUGGGAUAGUCGCUACAAGAUCAUAUUAGGAAUUGGGCGAGGACUCCUUUACCUUCAUGAAGAUUCUCGUCUUAGAAUAAUUCAUCGUGAUAUGAAAGCAAGUAACAUUUUGUUAGAUGCAGAAAUGCUACCCAAAAUUGCAGAUUUUGGCAUGGCAAGACUGUUUGAUCUUGAUCAAACACAAGGUGAUACCAGUCGAGUUGUAGGGACUUAUGGUUACAUGGCACCUGAGUAUGUAAUGCGCGGACACUUUUCUGUUAAGUCGGACGUGUAUAGCUUCGGUGUGUUAGUUUUGGAGAUAAUUACUGGACAGAAAAAUAGUUCUUUCCGUCACGGUGGGAACGUGGAGGACCUUCUAAGCUAUGCAUGGAAAAGUUGGAAGGAGGACACAGCUUCAAAUUUAAUAGAUCCCUUGUUGAAGAGUGGUUCAAUACCAGAAAUAAUGAGAUGCGUCCACAUAGGAUUAUUAUGUGUGCAACAAAAUAUAGCUGAUAGGCCAACCAUGGCUGCAGUUAUUCUCAUGCUUACUACCAACUCUCUUGAUCUUCCAGUACCCUCACAACCAGCAUUUUUUAUGGAUGGUGGCAUUGAAUCCUCCUCUGACACGUCUUUGGGAUGGAAGGAUAAUUCUGGUGUGACAAGGUUAGGUCUAUCUAAAAGUAGCUCUGUAAAAUACCUGCUGCAUGGAUAGCUUCGAUUUCAAGUCACAACCUCACUAGUUGACCGAUGAUGCAAUGAGAUGUUUGUUGUUUUGUAACAGUUUUGGUCCGUUCUUUUUUAUGUGAUUCAUUGUUUAGGUAUACAGGUUCUGAUUAAUCUCAAGUUAUUGGGAACAAUUGGCCUUUCUUUUUUAUUUUCUUUUUUCUGUUAUUCUAGCGUUAGUCGACGUUGAAUUAAAGCUUAUUGUUAACUAUGCCUGUUGAAAUUCAAUUUUGAUCUUACUUUGUGACUGUUACUCAAAAGUCAUAACUCUAUUGGAUUAAAUUCAAAAUUCGUUCCACUUUAACUUGUGGACUCUCUAUUAUCACUGAAACUCAAAAGUUGCCCAAUAAAUCAUAUGCAGGAUC
Messenger RNA from Malus domestica (apple), 2697 nucleotides. Lineage: Eukaryota; Viridiplantae; Streptophyta; Magnoliopsida; Rosales; Rosaceae. The record is from RefSeq and is a predicted model, not a curated record.